Molecule: messenger RNA, 2484 nt
Organism: Trichechus manatus latirostris (Florida manatee)
Lineage: Eukaryota; Metazoa; Chordata; Mammalia; Sirenia; Trichechidae
Gene: FSD2
Product: fibronectin type III and SPRY domain containing 2
Exons: 13
Coding region: 229-2484 (751 amino acids)
Molecular function (GO): protein binding
Source: RefSeq, a predicted model, not a curated record
GAAUCAGCUCAAUGAGGAGCCGUCUCAUCCCCUUGCCCUCCUGCCCUGGCAUCCACACCAGCAGCUCAGGGAGGAGGUGGAGGGAAAGAGCCCAGCCUCGCUUCCCUUUCCCAGGGCAGGCUCCCAGCUAACGAGGCCCAAGCUGAGAAGGACCCAGGAUAUUCCCUAUUAACUGUCUAGGGGGGAUCCCUCUUGUGCAAAGGUGCUGCCCAGGGCUUCCGGAACUAAAUGGAGGAGGAAGCUGGGGAGAAACCUGGGCUGGACUGGUCUGCUGCUCCCAAGGACUUCCAAUUUUAUCACAUGGAUCUGUAUGACUCUGAAGAUAGAGUGCAGCUCUUCCCAGAAGAACACACUAGAAUGAGAAGAGAAGUAGUUCAAGCUGAAAUGACCAAGGAGCCAAGAGCAGCAGCAAAAGGUAGGGCUCAAAGAGAUCUUCAAGAGGAAGUGGAUGAACUUGCCCAUUUAUACAGACUUGAAGAUGAUCACGAAUUAGGAGAUGAGUUUGUUGGUGAAAACACCCUUAGGACAGGGGUUUCAGACUACCCUCCUUAUGUGAUGAAGAGCAGAGAGUCAGCCAGGGAACAGAGAGACUGGCGAUUUGGUGGAGAGGCAGCCGAGGCUGAGGACCUGAGCUUUGGAGGGUGGGGCUCGAGAGGCCAGUGCCAGGACUUGCGGGAAGCCUACAGGUACACACGUGGCCGGUCCAGCGAGGAGUAUGAAUGCUAUGUCAUCCCAGAGGAGGAGGAUGAGGAAGAAGCUCCCGACAUCUUUUGUGUCACUUGCAAAACUCCAAUAAGAGCUUGUGAGAAGGUUUUGGAUGAACACAAGGAACAUGAGGUGACUCCACUCGAUAAAGCACUGGAAAACGCCAAGGAUGAAAUUCACAAAAACAUGUUCAAAUUGGAAAAGCAGAUUAUUGAGAUGGAAAAUUUUGCAAGUCAUUUGGAGGAGGUUUUCAUCACUGUGGAGGAGAAUUUUGGGAGACAAGAACAAAACUUUGAGUCACAUUACAAUGAGAUCUUGGAAAUACUUGCUCAAAAAUAUGAAGAAAAAAUACAAGCUCUAGGGGAGAAAAAGAAAGAGAAGCUGGAAGCCUUGUAUGGACAGCUGGUCAGAUGUGGAGAAAAUCUUGAAACCUGUAAAGAACUGAUGGAAACAAUAGAGGAGAUGUGUCAUGAGGAGAAGGUCGAUUUCAUAAAGAAUGCAGUGAUUAUGGCUGACAGACUUGGGAAAUUUCUGAAAACAAAAACAGACGUGGAACUUUCUGCCCACCCUGACUUUGAAGACCAGACCUUGGACUUCUCAGAUGUGGAGCAGCUGAUGGAUUCCAUUAACACCAUCCCAGCUCCUUCUGCUCCAGUGAUAAACCCACAGGCCCCAAACUCAGCCACGGGUUCCUCAGUCCGAGUGUGCUGGAGCUUAUACUCCGAUGACACUGUGGAGAGCUACCAGCUGUCCUACCGGCCAGUGAGGGACGGCUCGCCCCGGGAGGACCAGGCAGAGUUUACAAUGACUGUCAAAGAAACAUACUGCUCAGUGACAAACCUUGUGCCAAAUACUCAAUAUGAGUUCUGGGUCACAGCUCAGAACAGGGCCGGCACCAGCCCUGCCAGCGAGUGUGCAGUGUACAUGACAGCGCCUUCUCCCCCAAUCCUAAAAAUCAAAGAGAUAAGGAGCUGCGAAGAGGCUGCACUGAUAUGCUGGGAAUCCGGGAACCUGAAUCCUGUCGACUCAUACACAGUGGAACUGACCCAAGCAGAAACGCCGGAAGCCUCAGGUGUCACUGAGUCUGUUGUGGGCAUCCCCACCUGCGAAUCCCUGGUACAGCUGCAGCCCAGGCAGAGCUACACGAUCUACGUGAGAGCCCUCAACUUGGGGGGCCUGAGCGCAAGGAGUAAGCCUGCUACAGUCCACACUACAGGCAGCUACUUUCACCUAAACAAGGACACCUGCCAUCCCUGGCUGACCAUUUCUGAAGAUGGGUUUACAAUUGUACGAAGCGAAAGGAAAACCCCAGCAAGGGAACAGCUACCCAGCUACACCCGGUUUACCAGGUGUGUUGCUGUCAUGGGAAAUCUAAUUCCAGUCCGAGGGCACCAUUACUGGGAGGUCGAGGUGGAUGAGUGUUUGGACUACACUGUUGGUGUGGCCUUUGAAGAUGUCCCUAAACAGGAGGACCUGGGCGCAAACUGUCACUCCUGGUGCAUGAGGCAUACAUUUGCAUCAUCAAGGCAUAAGUAUGAAUUUCUGCACAACAAGAUGACUCCAGAUAUAAGAGUAACAGUUGCCCCAAAGAAGAUUGGUGUUCUAUUAGACUAUGAAAAUUCAAAAUUGUCGUUUUUCAACGUGGACAUUUCUCAGCAUCUAUACACAUUCACUUGUCAGCUUCACCAAUUUGUGCAUCCCUGUUUUUCUUUGGGAAAGCCUGGGUGUCUAAAGAUCCAUAAUGGCAUUUCGAUGCCAGAGCACAUGGCUUUCUAUUAG